UCCGGCUGUGCAGCCACUGAAUGGAUCCGUCCACCUGUCCCUUGCCACUAGGCCGGGCAUCGGGGAGCCCUGCACAGCUGACUGGUGGUGAGGGCUCGGAACAACUUCCCCCGUGUGCCUGGCUCUGAUCUAGGCUGAACCCGCUCAGCCAUGUCAUCCUACAACUGUGGGUCUCAGUGGGGAAACUGAGGCUGCGCAGGACAGUCUAGCGAUGGAGGCCCAGUGCCCCUGGACCCCAACUGGCCGCAAGCCUGUGCCAGCGUGACUCCAGCGUGGCCAGGCCAGACAUGCGCCUGAUGCAACUCUCCACAGGGCCUGCAUGCUUGCGCAAGGCGGUUAACCAUUGACCGGGUUCACAGCGGGCAGGGCCAUAAAAGGCGCCACGGUGGUUCCUCAGCCACAGUUGGGAGGCCAGCCAUGCCCGCGCUGUCGCUGUGCUUGCUGUGUACCCUGGUCACCGUGGUCCCGGCAGCUCCCGUGGGUGGUGCCCAGCCCGCCCAGCAUGAGGAGCUGACGCUGCUCUUCCACGGGGCCUUACAGCUGGGCCAGGCUCUGAACGGCGUGUACAAGGGCACCGAGGACAGGCUGAUGGAGGCCGGGCGCAGCAUGGGCCUCUUUGACCAGGCCCUACAGCUCCUAGGAAUGAAGGUCCAUGAGGGCCGGGAUGCUGCUCAGAAGCUUCGCACAAACUUAUUGGAGAUGCAGACAGAAGAGGACGCCCUGCAGCUCCGUGCAGAAGCCACGGCCCAGCUGCUCGGGGAGGUGGCCCAGGCCCAGCAGGUGCUGAGAGACAAUGUGAAGCAGCUAGAAGGCCAGCUGAGGGGGGCCUGGCUGGGCCAGUCCAGCCAACAACUUGAGACCAUAAAGGCUCACACAGAGAAGCAGAGCCACCAGGUGUGGGCCCUCACCGGUCACCUGCAGCGACAGCGGCGCGAGAUGGCAAAGCUGCAGCAAUGGCUGCGACAGAUCCAGGAGAGGCUCCACACCGCGGCGCUGCCGGCCUGAGCCCCUUGCCUGGGUAGAACCGAGGUCCAGUCAUGUCUCCAGGACGCCUCUGGGCGCCUGCGCAGGAGGAGCUGUCCGCCCACUGGGGUCGGCCAGGGCGCCCCGCUUCCGGCCAGGGAGCAGAGCCCUGAGCAGGCAGUGGAGAGCGGAGGAGAGCAGGAUAGAGAGAGAGGACAUGAGCCCCUUUGUGCCUACACACCCCGCAUUAAAGCCAAGCACUGGCAUCUCCCCAUGGGUAUCUGUGUAUCUGUAAGAAUGGGGGUUCGUCCAGAGCCGAUCCCCUGCAAGCACCCCUUGAACAGAGAG
This is a messenger RNA of Perognathus longimembris pacificus (Pacific pocket mouse), 1311 nucleotides long. It is a transcript of the gene Angptl8, whose product is annotated as angiopoietin like 8. The transcript is spliced from 4 exons. NCBI's taxonomy places the organism in Eukaryota, Metazoa, Chordata, Mammalia, Rodentia, Heteromyidae. The record is from RefSeq and is a predicted model, not a curated record. The coding region runs from base 418 to 1005 and encodes 195 amino acids. Gene Ontology annotation, biological process: triglyceride homeostasis; regulation of lipid metabolic process.